This is a messenger RNA of Pezoporus flaviventris, 668 nucleotides long. RefSeq lists its product as uncharacterized. The transcript is spliced from 5 exons. NCBI's taxonomy places the organism in Eukaryota, Metazoa, Chordata, Aves, Psittaciformes, Psittacidae. The coding region runs from base 27 to 668 and encodes 213 amino acids. Gene Ontology annotation, cellular component: cytoplasm. The record is from RefSeq and is a predicted model, not a curated record.
GACCCCUGCGGUGAUUUGGAGCUCGCAUGGGGAUGGCUCCAGGGCUUCACAUCCCAUCAGGAUCUGCCCAAGUGCCCCCUUUUCCUCCUUCCCUUCAGGGAUGCAGCCGGCUCCGCGAGCUCUCCAUCCGCCUGUUCCGGGUCCUGCUGCAGUCGGUGCUUGGCGGUGACAGGAGGAGGAUGAGGAGCAAAAUCUGGGAUCUGCUGCUCCCGCUCUUCUUCCGCAUGAGCGACCAAAGCUGCAGCGUGGCCGAGGCUUCCUGGGAAGCUCUCCUUGCUGCGGCGACGCUCCUGGGAUGGGAAGAGCUUCGGCGCCUAUUGGAGACGAGGCAGACGUGGAGGGUUGCAGAGUGCUUGCUGGAGCGGAGCAGGAAGAGGGCUAAGGGAUACCUGGACCAGAGCCUGCGGUACCUGCAGGAUGCUCAGGUCCCCUUGCAAGAGGCAGCCGUCAGGUUCAUUGGAUUGGCUGCACGGCCCCUAAGAGGGAAAAGCCCAGGGAAGCUGGAGCAGAUCUCCAGAGCCCUGGAAGCGCUGCUGGAUGAGGAUGAUCCCGGCCUCCGUUCCCUGACAGCACAGACCCUGCUCAUCCUCAGGAAAGCACCGGAGCGGCGGAGCCUGGGAUACUGCCUGCGGGUGCUCUCCUGCUGCGGAUGCGCAGUUAUCGUUUAG